Molecule: messenger RNA, 726 nt
Organism: Phytophthora sojae
Lineage: Eukaryota; Oomycota; Peronosporomycetes; Peronosporales; Peronosporaceae
Exons: 4
Coding region: 1-726 (241 amino acids)
Molecular function (GO): protein binding
Source: RefSeq, a predicted model, not a curated record
AUGCAGCGGGAGGCAGACCCGGUGCGAGUUGAGGACGAUGUGACAUUGGCGCUACGUGGAGAGCGAAUCCCGCUUCGGAACGCGGUGUCGUCCGCGUACAACCGCCCGCGGCAAGAGCUGCUGGUCGCCACACCGGCCGCUCUCUUCCUGUACGGGAAAAUGCUAACGGCGGGUGGUGACCUGCUCGCUACUCUAUCAGCCGAGGAGAAUGCCUACUUCCAGUUUGUCGUGUAUCUUCCUUGGCUGGACGCGUACUCCGUCAUCGUCUCCCACGCAAGCGGGAAAGUCGACCACCGCAUUGUCAGCUCCGACCUCAAGACAUCGCUGACGUCGCACACGCUGUUGGAUCAAGGGGGUCAGUUUUACACGGCGCUGGCGAACCCAUACCGACGAGAGCUCAUUACGGCGGACACGGACGGAGGCAUCAGAGUGUGGGCGUUGCGUGUCAUCGCCACUGCACACAACGAUGGGGGCUUCAAGGGGGUCCUGCGCGUUCACACAGCUGCGAACUCGCAGACGAAGAAACCAUACUAUCGUCACCUUCGGAUGAGCUUCGACGGCAACAAGAUAUUCGCAGCGACGACCACGAAAGUUUACGUUUUCGAUGCCGCCUCGUGCCAUCGAUUGCCCUGUUGUCUACGUGAAGAUCGCCGAACCAUUUUCAGCAUAGACUGCGGUAACCGAGAUAAUAGCGUCUAUAUCGUGUUCAGGAUGAACCUGAGGUAG